Messenger RNA from Cydia strobilella, 2727 nucleotides. RefSeq names its product endoplasmic reticulum metallopeptidase 1-like. The transcript has 20 exons. Lineage: Eukaryota; Metazoa; Arthropoda; Insecta; Lepidoptera; Tortricidae. Gene Ontology annotation, biological process: proteolysis. The record is from RefSeq and is a predicted model, not a curated record. The coding region runs from base 16 to 2712 and encodes 898 amino acids. Gene Ontology annotation, molecular function: metalloexopeptidase activity.
UGCCUGCAUAACAAAAUGAAGUUCGAAGUAGAUGAUCAAGAUGACCGUUUAAACCUGAAAAAUAGGACUAAGAACCGUCCACAUAUUAACUAUGAGGUCCCGGAUCCGGAGGACCGCCAGGAGAAGCCGUGGCAGCGGGUUAAUAAUACUGCAUUCAUUAAUACGGUCCCCAGUUAUUUCAUCAUCCUCGUGCUGGGUUAUUAUCUUCUGUUGGCAUACUCGACGCAGCUGGUGGAGGAUGACAUGCCUCGGCCCGUGAUGGAUGCUGACCUCAAUAAAGAUAACAGAAUAGCCUUCAGCGAAGAGACGGCUCUGCAGUACCUGUACACGAUCAUGGGGGAUAAGCCCCGCGUGGCCGGCACCGAGUACCACCUGCAGCAGACCGAGGUGGUGCGCGACUUGUUGCUCAACGUCACCAGGGACGCCAUGCUCCCUGUCACGGUAGUGUGGCAGACGGGUAGUGGUGCCUUCAGAUUAGACCACGAGAUACCUUAUUUGGGGUGGUACUACAACGCGUCCAACAUCGCCGCGUUGCUGGAGGGCGAGAGUGGGGUGCGAGCGAACGGCGAGCUCGGCACUACCCUGCUGCUCAACUGCCAUUACGACUCUGUGCCUUUUGCCCUAGGGGCAUCCGACAACGUAGCUUUCUGCGCAAUAAUGGCAGAGAUUCUACACCGGCUAGCGCAGAGAACCACCAAGUUUAAACACAACCUCAUCUUCCUAUUCAACGGUGCCGAGGAGAAUGCUCUCCAGGGCGCGCACGCGUUUCUGCAGCACCCGUGGGCGCGGAACAUCACCGCCGUCGUCAACCUGGACGCGUGCGGCAUGAACGGGAAAGCAAACGUCUUCCAAACAUUGGACCCACGGCUUGUCCGCGCCUACGCCAAGUCCACGAACCGUCCGUCGGCUCACUCGUUCGGAGAGUUCCUGUUCGGGUCCGGGCUCGUGCCUUCCGACACCGACUUCAGGAUAUGGCGGGACUACGGACAGUUCUACGGCAUCGACAUCGCGUUCACGAAAUGGGGCAACGUGUACCACACGCGCAACGACAACCCCUCCAACCUGCAGCCCGGCGUGCUGCAGGCGGCCGGGGACAUGCUCCUCAACCUCGUCACCAACAUGGCCGACAUGCCUGAACUUGCCGAAAAGGCGGAGCCGACCGCGAUGGUGUACUACGACUACCUGAACAGCUUCAUGAUCGCGUACCCGCUGUGGGCGGCGUACUUAGUGGACGCGCUGUUCGCGGUCGUGGCGCUCAUGAGUGUGGGCUACUUUGUGUUCGUGGUCGGCGUGCGCAAGUCGACGUUCCGCGGUCUAGGCUGGGCGGUGCUGGGCCGCUUGCUGUGCACGCUGGCCGCGUUCGGCGUGGCGCUCGUGUUCGUGCUCGUCAUGAGCGCCUCCACCACGCAACUCAGAUAUCUUUCUCAUCAGUGGAUAACCAUACCGAUAUACUGGAUACCCUAUGUCGUUGUUGCCAUGAUAACAUCCCAACUCUAUGAUGCUUGGAGUAGCAAAAAGUCAGGACUUAACCGGUCGUUCCGCGCGCUUCAAGCUUCAGCGGCGACACGUUUCAUUCUCGCCGUGAUACUCCUCAUUAUGACAUGCAUCCCCUCGCUGACGACCGUGCGCUACGCGUUCGCGGUGCCGCUGUUUCUCAUGUCUGUGUUCUCCUUGAUCCCUCUCAUGCUGGCGCGGUAUCUACGAGUACCGGCAUGGCAGCAGCUGUUCGUGGAAAUGUUGGUGUCCAUUCCGGUGCUGAUGUUCUUGUUCGCGAUGUGCCUGCGUAUGAACUCGCUGAUGCUGCCCGUGAUGGGCCGCAGCGCCAGCAAAACCCCUGACUUUUUCGUGGGGCUGCUGAAUCUUGGGCUGGCAGCAUUCGUCACCAGCGCUGUGUCGGGCAUCGAGCUCCUGUUUUCCCGGAAGCGGCUGUGGUUGCCUACGGCCCUGGCGGGUCUAGCGGCGCUCGUCAUCAUGUUCCUGCCCUUGGAGCCCUACGACGCCGCGGGCACCGGGCUGCAGCGGCACUACUGGUUUCACACAGAAAUAAUAAAUCACACGGUGACUCCCCCGACCAGCGUCUCUGGUGUAACGGUGACGAAGAUUGAUGCCUACACCAGCGACCGGAUGCGGAGGGCACUGGCGGACUCCGGCCUCAACUACACAGUGAAAGCCGACUUAGCGGAGGACUGCGCGCAAUACAUUUUCUGCAAUUUGCCGAUGUACAGGACAAGGUUGCCCAAUUCCUACGCGGGGGCGCUGUUCGUGGAGAUGGCGCCGCCGACGGCGUUCGCCGCGAUGCCCAGCUUACGGCUCGCCAGCAGGCUGUGCUCCGGCACCAACUGCACGCUUCACUUCGCUUUUGACGGACCGGCCCACAACACUUUGACCCUAUGGCCCCGCUCGGGGUCCAUCGUAGCGUGGUCGUUCGACGCGCCCACCGACCCGUCCUUCGUGCAGAACGACCGCCCCGCCUACACGAUCGUGCAGGCCUCGGCCACCUACAGCGAUCUAUUCGACACGCAGUAUUUCUGGAUCACGUUGGAGGUGCCGGUGGCGCAGCAGUCGCAGGCGCUGCUGGACAUAGCGCAGCACGCGCACAAGAAGCAGCACCCCGAGCUGUUCACGCGCGAGUAUCAACAGCUGCUCGACGCCAUGCCAGACUACUUCAACAUCGACAGUUCGCUCUCCAUACGGAAUAACUACGCCUUCUAGAUAUAUACCACCGGC